AUGGAAGAAUUCGAAGGAUUCCUGGACAAGUCCUUUAUGGAGUACAAUGAUGACUACUGCCCACCCUCACCCCAGUCACACAUUGACUUUGAUGAAGUAAUUAUUAGAAAACGAAAAACAAAGAAAAGAAAGACUCUCCCAAAGUAUGUAGUAUACAAGGACUUAACAGAAAGAGACGAAGUAAAGCUGACACCAAGACAGCUCCUAAUGAUAAUGAAGAAGAAAGGCAUUAUAACAGAAGGCAUAAUGGAGCUAGACAAAGAAACAAAAGAAAUAUGCUCUGUUGGUAUCCCAAAGAAGAAAAGGCUAAAUACCACACCCAAAAAAGUCACAGACAAAGAACACACCAUAAAUAGGCACAGCACAGGAGAGGAAGAGACUACUAGUUGUAGUAAUAGGGAAGAGACUACUACUAGUAGAGAAGAUUCUUGUAGAGAAGAAAGUAUUUUAGUUAGUGCAAAGCAAGAAAAUACUUCUGACAAGGAAAAUACUAGUAGGGAAGAUUCUAAUACUAAGAAAGAAGAGAUUUUAGUUAUUUCUAGUAAGGAGGAAACUGCAGCUAAUUUAAAGCACAAAGAAACUAGUAAGCACAAAGAGGCUACAGUUAGUACUAGUUCUAAUAAGAAAGAGACUAGUAACCACAAAGAGACUACAACUAAUUUAAAGCAAAAAGACACUCCAGUUAUUUCUAGCAAGAAAGAGGCUACAAUUAGUACUAGUACUAACAAAAAAGAAGACGCAGUUAAGACUAGCCUAAAUAUUCAUGCAUGCCCUCUAGACUAUUCUUCUGUACCCCCAGAGAAUACAGCGGAAUAUUAUGACAGACAGAAUGUAUUCCUUGGGCAUGCCACUAAGCUUGAUGAAAACAUAAUCCACCCACAGGAUGCAUAUGAUAGGGUGAGCAGUUCACAGACUAAGAAUAUUCCUGCAGUGGAAAUACUUGAAGCACAAAAAUCCACAGAAAGUAUCACUGCACUAGGGAUAGGUGCAUUACUGGCGAAAGUUCAGAAGGAAAUAUCCUUGCACACGUGCCCUGUCAGGACUCUUUUAAUUUCUGUUGAGAAAAGACUCUCUGCUGUUGUAAGUAGCCCCAGGGAGCAUAUUCACAUGAGAUCACCAGAGGCCCUUCAGAGAGCAUCGCAAUCGUACGAAAAUAUCACGCAAUCCAGGACAAAGUGCUGCGUGCACUAA
Messenger RNA from Nematocida ausubeli, 1191 nucleotides. RefSeq lists its product as uncharacterized. The record is from RefSeq and is a predicted model, not a curated record. Lineage: Eukaryota; Fungi; Microsporidia. The coding region runs from base 1 to 1191 and encodes 396 amino acids. The transcript has a single exon.